Messenger RNA from Lethenteron reissneri (Far Eastern brook lamprey), 5342 nucleotides. Its product is annotated as gastrula zinc finger protein XlCGF7.1-like. Lineage: Eukaryota; Metazoa; Chordata; Hyperoartia; Petromyzontiformes; Petromyzontidae. Gene Ontology annotation, biological process: regulation of transcription by RNA polymerase II. The record is from RefSeq and is a predicted model, not a curated record. Gene Ontology annotation, molecular function: DNA-binding transcription factor activity, RNA polymerase II-specific; RNA polymerase II cis-regulatory region sequence-specific DNA binding.
CAACUUCAACCGAGAGGAUGGGUACAAACUGAGCAAUCAUUGGAAGGACGUUAUUAACCAGCUGACGCUUGUUCUGUAGAAUUGGCCUGAUGGAGCAAAGGCACUCAGUGCAGCUCGGUACAAGAAGGAAACAAUGCGUCCAGAAUGCAAACAGCACGGAUCGUACUGGAAACUUGACACUGCACCAGAGAACACACACAGGAGAGAAACCUUUCAAGUGCACCGUGUGUGGGAAGGCGUUUGCACAGUCAUCAACUCUUCAGACCCACCAGAGAACACACACAGGAUAUAAACCCUUCAUUUGCAGUGUGUGUGGGAAGGCAUUUUCAGAUUCAUCUACUCUUAAAAAUCACCAGAGAACACACAUAGGAGAGAAACCUUUUAAGUUCACUCUGUGUGGGAAGGCAUUUGCACAGUCAUCACAUCUUCAGACCCACCAGAGAACACACACAGGAUAUAAACCCUUCAUUUGCAGUGUGUGUGGGAAGGCAUUUUCAGAUUCAUCUACUCUUAAAAAUCACCAGAGAACACACACAGGAGAGAAACCUUUUAAGUGCACUCUGUGUGGGAAGGCGUUUGCACAGUCAUCAAAUCUUCAGACCCACCAGAGAACACACACAGGAAAGAAACCCUUCAAGUGCACUCUGUGUGGGAAGGCGUUUGCACAGUCAUCAAAUCUUCAGACCCACCAGAGAACACACAAGCAUCAGAAAAUCCACAAGAAGUGUAAUCUGAAAUCAGCUUGUGAAAGUCAAAGUGCUGCAAUGUCCCCAUUAUUCAUGAAACAAGAACCAGAAGAAAAUUCCAGCUUGGACACUUUUAAAGGUAUCAAGGUGAAAUAUGAAGAGGCGAAGGUGAAAUGUGAAGAAGUAACAGUGAAGAGCGUGGAAGUGAAGGUUAAAUUUGAGGAUGAGUCAACUCCAAAAUCGGACCUUCACAUAGAUGGAGGCAGUGUGAAGCAGGAACUAAAUUCUGACUAUGAUGCAGAGCGAGGCAACUCCCAGCAGUUUGUGGAUGUGGAGGUGUGGGUGGACUUAGACAAUACAAAGGCAAAUGGAGACCAGGUAGAUGUGCAAGCUUGAUACAAUUAAGCUCCUAUGGAUGCACCUUUGUCAAAGGCCUUUCUAAUGAAAGAAUGUGAAGUUGAACACUCAAUUUCUAGGUUCAAACUGCAGUGUAAUAGUGGCCAGUAUUUGUGGACCUGUGGGUUGGGUCGAUCUCUAACCAGGAGCGACUCAAGUGUUUUGUAUCAUAUCUCAUCUUAGACACUCGAUGGGUGCCCAUAAUGGGCAUCUGCCCCUGUGUGCCACAAGGUGACCGUUCACUGGCCUGUAUGUGGAUAUGAGUUUGUAAGUCGGGGGCGAUGAUUGAUAUGCCAGUCGGAUUUGAACCUUGAACCUCUGCAACAAAUAGAGAAUGUACUCCUACUUGGCUUCCCUUUAUGAGAGUGCUGUACGUAUAGGCCUCAUCGAGUCAUUGAUCAAUUUGUAAAUACGUAACGUGAUGCAGUACAUUUCAGUAUAGUAAUAAAAUGUUGUCAAUGUGCCUUUCGAUUAUUUGAAUCAUCAUUGAAAGAAUACUUGUCUGAUUCUGAACGUACAUGCAACAUUUUGUGUAUUAAUGUCAAACAUGGAAUAUGUGAUGUCAGGACAAAAUAUCUGUUUUGGUGGUAACCUGUACGUAUAACUCACAUGAGAGCGGUUGUUUUUGUGAUACGGGUCCAAGGGUAUUUUUGUGAAUCAGGAUGCAUCUGACUCCGAGGCAACUCAUUGUCUUUGAAAUUGGGAGCAUAGUCGGAUCAUUCAUCAGUUAUAAGGCAUGCCACUUAAAAGUUAUGUAUAGGAGAUACAUUCUCCACAAGAACACUAAUAAUUUUGUAUUACAUAUGUACAUUUUGUCAAACUGAGACUUGAAAUGGACCUUGCUGAUGAACAUCAGUUGAAGCAAGCCCGACUGUUGUUGAGACAUUGUACACCUGUCGUGAGUUCUUGGAGACACUCGUAGAGGCCACGUGUUAUUUUUAUAUAUAUAUCGGAAAGACAGCGUAUGACAGCCCUGUUCUUCACCUGAGGACGGCUGCUUGCAUUGUGGCCGAAACGUCGUGAGAAUUGUAUUUUUAUUAUUUUAUUAUUUCCCUUCUACGUGACUUUACCAAAAGAACCAAGAAGAUGAAUCCCAGCAGUCACGAAAGCUUUAAAUAUAAAUUUUGCCUAAUACAAUUAUAAUGUUCGUGUGCAGAAACUAUGUGUGUCCCUAAAGUCGAUGUCUGUGUGUGUGAGUCCAUAUGUGUUUGUGUGCAUGUAAGUCGAUGGGUUUCUAUGUGUGUGGGUCCAUGUCUGUGUGUAAGUCCACGUGUGUGUCUGUCUUUUUCAAAUGGACAAUGCCCCGUGUGUGUGUGUACGUACAAGUGUUUGUGUGUCAGUCCAUUUGUGUGUGUAUCAGUCGCUGUGUGUGUGUUAGUCCACGUGUGUGUGUUUCACUCUGUGUCUAAGUGAAUGCGUGUGUGUGAGUCGAUGUGUGUGCAUGGCUCCAUCUGAGUGUAUAAGUCAAUGUGCGUUUGUGUCAGUGGAUGUGUGUGUGUGUGUUAAUCCAUGUGUGUGUAUCUAAAGUAGAUGUCUGUGUGUCACAGUCCAUAUGUCUAUGUGUGUGUAGGGCAAUGUGUAAGUCCAUGUGUGUGUGUCUUAGUCUGUGCGUGGAGCGGUAGUGUAGCGGUUAGCGCGCUGCGCAAUGAACCUGGCGUCCCGGGUUCGUUUCCCGCUCACGGCCAACACCAGUGACGAUUAUCUGAAAUGGUCCCGGGCCUCCCCUAGGUCGACUCAGCCUCAAAUGAGUACCUGGUGCGGUGUGUAAACAUCGCCGCUAGGGAGACAAAGGCGGUCGGGCGUGGUGCUGGCCACCCACCCCCUCGUGUACCGUUCUGGCCUUCAUAGGUGCUCGCUAACAGCACUUGCCCCUACAGUCUGUUAAGGCUAUACGGGGGAUCUUUGUCUUGUGUGUAAGUACAUGUGUGUUUACGUCAAUGUGUGUGUGUCGAUGUGUGUGUGUGAGUCGCUGUAUGUGUGUAUGUCGAUAUAUGUGUGUGUAACUCCAUGUGUGUGUAUCUAAAGUGCAUGUCUAUGCGUGUGUGAGUCCAUGUGUGUGUGUAAGUCCAUGUGUUUGUGUGUGUGAGUCGAUUUGUCUAUGUGUGUCAGUCCAUGGGUGUCUGUGUUAGUCGCUUGGUGUGCAUGGCUCCAUGUCAGUGUAAGUCCAUUUCUUUGCGUGUCUGUAGGUCCAUGUGUGCGUGUGAGUGAAUGUAUGUGCUUUAUUGACCUGCUCAAGGCCUAUGAUACCAUCAGUAGGCCUGGCCUCUGGGUUGUGUUGCAUUUAUGCCCCUUUUUCCAAAAAUGCAUAUUAAGAAUAAUUAGGCCAAUAUUUUUUUUGUUUAAUUAAAUAAUGAAAACAACCGCUGCUCAGGCCACGCCAGACAUUUGAAAAAACGUGGAAUGCCAUUAAAAACUGCAAACGUCAGGACCUCCCCAGCCACCUUUGGCUUCCAACGGUUAGGCACAAACACAUGCCAGCCAUAAAAUUCGGAGAGGGGUCUGGCCUCGGGAUGACCCACGCAGGGGGAGCAAGGGAGUUAGAGGUUCGCGAGAAGGGGUCUGAGGCCUGGCAUUCCAAGGGUGUCUGUUUUCUUUCUGUUGUUGGUUUUCUCUCGCAAGAGACGCGCAGAGGGGAGGGGGUUUUCACGUUUUGGGUUUUUAAAACACAAACGCACAUCACGCAGUCCAGUCUGGUUCGAGUCGCGCUCAGUCUUGUGACUCGGCUUGCGACGUAGCGUUGCGAGGGAGGCUCGCAAGGGAGUUGGGGCGGGUCGUGCCUCGAGGAGAGAUGGGACGAGGAGGGGUCGUUAGAGUUGCAGAAGUCUGAGUUCAGUCUGGGUCGAGGCUGGGUUUCAGCCGUACUCCAGCUGGCGGUGCCGUCGCGAGGGAGCAAACAUCGAUGGCCAGUGUCGCUUCUCGCAGAACAAAGUGACGAGGUGUGGUUAAGUGCGAGUGAAGCUUGCGAAAUUCCAGCUAUCACUCGUGAAAGAGCCCAAGCCAACGCAAGGGCGGGUGUCCGUGUGAAGCUGGCAGCUGCACGAUCAUGGAGAGAGCACGGAGAAAAUGAGAGGGUGACGAGCGACAACAAGCAAUCAACCUGGAGAAAAGGGUGGAAAUCGCCAAGCAUCGACCAAGCGAGCAUCAAAGAGGACCAGCAGCAGCGGAUGAGCGACGAGAGCCAUCGUGCAUCGCCAGAGAGAAUGGAGCAGUGGAAAGAGCCUGAUCGGCCGCCCACGAAUGCGACGUGUGUUUAAUACACACACACAUCGACCAGCACCCGCUGAGAACCGACUCGUCAUCCAGCAGUGGAGGAGCUGCGCGCUCUCCGACGACGGAAUCAUCGCGCACCACGACGGCGAGCGUCGUGCCGACGCCACUCAUCUAGCAGUGGAGAGAGGGAGUGCAUGAGCAGCACCACCCGGGCGCCACCGAGCGUCAAGCAACCCAGCCUCUUCAAGGACCGCAUCGUGCCAACGCCGCUCAAUCUAGCUGCGGAGAGAGAAAGCCAGCUACGGGAUCGCGGCUGCCACGCCCGAGCGAGAGGGAACCUCUCUGAAGUGCUGGUUGUAUACCCCUCCCCCACCUCACAAGCUCCGACACAGCGCCCUGCCUCUGCUUAAAACAAUAAUUAUCAAGGGAACAAUACAACGCACACACAACACGCACACGAAUAAGACUAUUUCAAAAAGUUAUCUUUGUGUUUCGAAAAGGGUUGCCAUUUCAAGGUGGUGCGUUCAAUAUCAACUGAUCGUGCAAAGCAGUUGCUGCCGUCGAGUUACAUGAAUAAGAAGUGUUUUAGUCAUUUGUUUUCGUUAAUUGCGUAAUCUUGCCGAUUAAUCUAUUGACGUAUACUUUUGCCUUUGCAUAUUAGAGUGUCAUAUUUUUGUUAAGAAUAAAAAUUGCUUACCAUAGAAGUGUUUGAGUGUUUCUUUCCAAGUCCAUGCAAAACUCUUAUUUAUAAGAACUGUACCCUGCGUUGAGAGAUUAAUUUGGAGACCUAACAUAACAUAAACACACUAAGAUAAUCAAUAAAUGUUUAAUCAAAGAUAAUCAUUUUAUCCCGAUUGAUAAAUACGACACUGGGCAGCGAAGCUAAGCCUAACUAUCAUAACUGCCCACAUUAACAUAAUCGCAAGCAUUUGCAUAAAUCAAAACGAUUAUCUCCAUGAUUAUCAUAAUCUAUGCAUAUAAUAACAUGCAUUAGCAUAAUUUUUGCGAUUUACGCAUUUUCCCAACUUUUAUUAUUUUAUAAAAAUUUCA